AGCUCUAGCCUACUCCGCCCCGAAACACAAGUUAGGCAAAAUUACGACCCUCUUCGGCUCGGUCUUCGGUGACUGAAAGCACGAUUCCGUACUUUUAGUGAGUCAAAGCGAGUUGUUAACGUUCCGAUUUCAGAGGCAGAUUUGCCUACGUUUCUCAAGCACAGAUGUGACCAAUCCGCGUCGUUUUCUUUGCGUCCCUCUUCCGUCUGUGUGAAGUUAGUUUUCACUGCAAUCCCUUCAAACAUUGUCCAAGAAAGGAUUAUCGACAUUUUUUUCUCUUAACUUGUUCGAGGUCAAGCCGCCAGCAAAUAGAAGAGGCCAUAGCUUACGUCAGAAAUUCCACUUGGCACAUUGAGACUCUCUUCCUGUUUGGAGCCUCUUAGAGGAUAUUGGCUUUGUUGGAGGCGGGGGUGAAGAAGGGCGGGUCAACACACUGAAACAGUUGCACUGGCCCAUUGCUUCCAGUCAUGCUCAUGUAUGAUUAUCCAAUAAAGGACAUGGAGACGAAAAUGUCCUUCCCGCUUCCUGCAAUCACGUCAGAUCAAACAACCUCCAGACCAUGAAUACGAAAUGAAAUGAUAGUAUUAUGGGAAGGUCAGGACCAGGCUACCACUCUAUUGCAUUGCAGACAACUCAAAAAAGGGGCCAGAUGCUAGAUGAAAAAGUGGACAUAUCCUUUAAGGGAUAAAAGAGUUGGCAUCUGUGUCAAAGAACUGACUUUAUUCAUAGAAUACCACUUCAUUUGCAUAUCAUUGCUAGUUCUCAUUAAAAAAAAACAUAUUGGAGUUAGGGGUGUCUCUGUUUUACAUUAAUAUUUCUUUUGUAAGUGGACUUUCAAUCAGCCCAGAUAAGUUAAAAAAGCAAAGGGAAAGAGCAUCUGGAGAGUUUAUUGUGGGGUGUUUUGUAUUUAGAGUUUGGGUGUUUGGGUAUAUUUUUUGUCGCUGUAUAACUGCCUUUCAUAUCUGUGUGAUUUCACAACAGCAUAUUCGUGUUCAUUGAUAUGAAGUUUGUCAGAGCUAUUUUUUUUAGUAUUUGCAUCAUUUGUAUGUCUCAAGCGAACCCCAACAGCAACAAUACAACAAAACACAACAAUAAAUCAUAGCGAUAGCAAUAGGAUUUGUAUAGCACAUUAUCAUACAUAACUGUCUUUCAACGAGCUAAAAAAGAAAGAAAGAUAAGACAGAAGAAAAAAAAUAUUGUAGAAAGUAAAAUCAGUCCGUUAAAGAAAAUACAAACAUGAUCAGACAAACCUUAAUUGUUAACCUUAACUGAAGGUAUACUGACACCUUUAUUGAUAACUAAGCUUAAAUCUAAAACUGAGUAUGCUCACAGUUACAUGUUAAGAUCAAACAUGUCAAAUAAAGACAAAGUUCUCUAGAAAGGUCAACAUUAAGAUUGUCUAUCUACUGUAUGUGGAUAUUCAAUAUACCAGCUACUAUGAAGAAUCAUGUCAACUAGUUAUGUUGUUCCUGUUCUUUUAAAGGAACCAUGUGUACAUCUUUCAUAAUUCCUUUCCCCCUCUUUCAUUAUUCCUUUAGUCUGUUUUCCAAGGUCACACUUCAGUAAUGAAGUCUCAAAUGGAAGGUUACAGUGUCAUCUUCCCUCCUCAUGUAGGCCUGGCAGGCACUGGGCAUCUUUACCCAUCUCGCUACCCAGGUCAAGCUCACGGUCAACCCCUCUACUCAGCCCACUAUCCUUUUCAGAGCUACACAACCACUGCCCAGUCUGAAGGCCAGACCCUCAUUUCCACCCAGGUAGAACCUGUAGAUCUCUCCCUUAGUAAAAGCUCCUCCUCCUCGCCACGUUCGGCAUCUCCCCCUUCCCCUUCCUCCACUCAAAGCUGUCCAUCCCCUUCUCCUGCAUAUAGUAGCCAACCCACACACGCCAGCACACAUAGCCAUAGUCAGGCAAUCACCUGCUCCAGUUCCAGCUGUGGCUCUGCUUCUCAAUCUUCAGCAGUGAUGGCCAUGCCCUUUCCAGCCAUGAUGCCUGUCUUGCAUUCCCCUUCUGGAAUGAUUCCUGUCAUUCUACCCAUCAUGUACCCCUCUUCCAUACACCCGCCAGUCAUAUUGUCCCCCAUUGACCCGGAUGAGAAGCACGGAGGGGCAGUUGUAUCCACACAUAAAUAUGCCCCCAUCAUACCAACUGACAGCAGGGAGCCAAUGAAAACAAUGAAAUCAGAGUCUGGCUGUUCUUCUGAACCUGACGAGGAAGUAACAUCUUCAGUUAUGAAUGGGCACUUUUCAUAUGAGAAAGGCUCCCCAUCCAUGCUCAUUCAUUCCUCCAAACCUCAACCUGUGGAGUCCCCAGAUGCACUGAAGAAACGGCGUAUCCAUCGUUGUGAUGUUGGAGGGUGCAAUAAAGUCUACACCAAGAGCUCCCACCUUAAGGCACACAGACGAACUCACACAGGAGAGAAGCCAUACAAGUGCAUGUGGGAAGGCUGUACAUGGAAAUUUGCACGUUCAGAUGAGCUCACACGACACUUCCGCAAACACACUGGUAUCAAGCCUUUUCAGUGUCCCGACUGUGAGCGCAGCUUCUCUCGUUCUGAUCACUUGGCCCUGCACAGGAAACGUCAUCUUUUGGUCUAAAUCAGAAGUGCCUCUUUCUUUUUUAGAUUUUAGUGCCUUCAUUGUGACAGGACAAUGAGAAUGCAACAGGACUUGAAUUAGGGAACCAUGUGGUAUAGGAGCUCUAUGCAGUCCACCACAGCAGUGGCAUUCGCUUUUGGCUAUUGGUGUGAUGCUUAUUAUCGGCGUGGUGCAUAGCUACCCCCCCUUAGCUACCUCUACUACUGGUAUGAUAAUUGUAUGUUCUAACUCAAAUUCCUUUCUGGUCCAUGCAUCAUUCAUUCAAAGUGUUUUUCUAUUCAUGUAAAAAAUCAAGAGACUAAAAAUGAGACUUACACUUAAGUAUUCUCUCACCCCUCCAAAUGAUCAGAAUCAGGUGUCCUAAUCCCUUGUCCUGACCAAAGGUGUAUGAAAUCAAGCACCUAGACAUGCAGACUGUUUUUACAAACAUUUGUGAAAGAAUGGGCUGCUCUCAGGUGUCCAGUGAACUCCAGUGUGGAACUGUCAUAGGAUUCCACCUGUGCAACAAAUAAUGUCAUGAAAGUUCCUUGCUCCUAAAUAUUCCACACUCAUCCGUCAGCUUUAUUAUAAGCUAUAUGCUUUUUUAUUGGCUGAUUGAGUGGAAUUGGUCAAGCGUGCGUGUAAGUUAGCUGCGCAUAGAGUCUUCGUUUGGAAUGUCGACGGUAUUGUAAAAGUAUGAAUCUUUUACCCCACUCUUAAUCCCAGCCAAAACGGGCCAGUAGUGGUUCAUUCAGCAGAUACGCAUUGUUAUCUUAAAACACAGAAAUGGCAAAUGGCAUGAUACAGAUGAGGAGAUGCAAAUGAAUCAACGUUAUGACAAUUCAAUCAUCAACUGCAAGGUAACAUUACAUUUAACUCAAGGCUACUGUAGGUUGCAUAGGAUACAGUGAAAUCAAAUACAGUUUACCCAAGAUAGAUAGACAGAGUGAGAGAACGAAAGAGGGGGAGAGAGAGAGAGAAAGACAGAGUUUGGAGCCCUUCAAAGGUAGGAAGCGACUCCCAGAGGAAUCUCUGAGGUGAGUUUAAAUACUACAAAGCCCCACACCAAAAGUGUCCUUUGUCUUACUAGGGCCAGUGGCACCAUGGGGGUGUGAGCCCACCACACCUAGAAUGGCAUGGGGGGUGGUCUUCUAAGUCAACUUUACCAGAUAACAGCAACAGUAACAGCAACAAUAUAAUUUCUGGGUCAUCAAACAAUCUCCAUUCUUGCAGUAUCUAAGGGAUAACGCUGUAGAAACCAUGCACAUGAUCUAUGGAAAAUUAGAUCAUCACAGCAUCGGCAUUCCGAUCGAAGAUUCUAGGCGUGUCUAAGUUUCACGCCCAUGUAACGACGUGUCUAGUCUAUCUUGCUCACUAGAUUCUGGUGCAGUUGGCAUGGUUCCUACAACUUUACGAUAAAAAAAAAUAAAUACCCUACCCUAAUGGCAGAUGAGCAGGGUAACAGCCUUCGAGGUCGACCGGUUCCACGAAGUUAAUGGCUUGGGGAGGCAACUCCGUCUCCAUCCUGCGCAUGUUGCUGGAGUUUUAAGCCGCCACCUCGCCAUUAACUUCAUGGAACCAGUCACCUCGUUGACCGUUAUCCCUUACAAAAUGGAAUAGUUUGGGAACAACCGCAACUCAGCCACGAAGGGGUAGGCCAUUUUAACUGCUGGAGAGGGUUCAGCGGAUGGUGCAGCGUUUAGUGCAAAGAGGUGGUCGACUUUCUUUACAGUCAAUUGACUCUGGCUUCAAACUGCUCAACUUUUACAAACUGGUGAGGGAGGACCUGGAUUUUUGCCCAGUGCACUGUUUGUUCUCCUGAUUGGUGAUGGCCACAAGUCCAUAGGCUACACAAAUGGUUCUCUUUCAGGUCUCGAAACACUUCUCUGCAAAUAUCACAGUAUUCACAUGAUGACUACAAGCACAAUGCCAUUUGGGCAGAAAAGCCUGCCCAUCCUGUAAAAACUAUAGCCAAGUCAGAUAUGGCCUUGACCCCGGUGCACAUCAUGUAGCGUGCGUCACCCAGAUGCCUUCAGGCCAGGCUACUUGACAUUUCAUGAUGUAGUCAUCAGUUGAAACACAUAAAAAGAUGAAAUAUUCACAAGAUCGUUUUUUGUCUUCAAAUGAGUAUUACUUGACCUGAACAUCAUAUAUAAUACUACGAAAUUGUGUUUUUUCCCCCCCUUUAUUGACAGUCUGGACGAAUUGUGCAUGGACCACCCUACUGUUUGUUUGUUUUACUUUUCUAUUGCCCACUUGUAUAUUCUCGCCCGCUUGUAUAUUGUCCUCUUUCGCAAAUGUAUCUUUUCAUUUACAAAGAUCUAGACCUCCUCUGCUGGCCAGAUAACAAACACAUAAAAAGUUAUAUACGCCCCACCCACCCCUAAAUGUGAAUCUUUGCCCAGCUAAUGUGUUUAAAUACAUGUAAAAAAAAAAAAAAAAAAGAUCCUGUGUCAAUUAUAAAUGGAAAUGUUUCAUUAACAUAUUAAUGUAAUCGUCUUGUUUGUCCACAUCUAUCUAUUUAUUUUUGGUUAUGUCAAGCUAUGGCCCAUUGUAUUUUAUUUUUUACCCUGAAGGGGAAAAGGGCAUUUACUUGUUGUCCAAAAUGUGAAAUAUUUUGAAAGGGCAUUAUUGUUAGAAGACCUGAAUGAUGGUUUUGUUGAUGUUGUGGUUGCAUGUAUUACUGCAUGUAUGACACGGAAUUAUAGUAGGUCUAUACAGGGAUAUCACUUCUCGUAUGUUCUGAGCGUUUCUGGGUAAGAGCUUUGUAAGUCAUUUUGAUUGUUUUUGUGCACUUUAAAAUUUGAUUACACAGAAGUAAAGGUUUUAUUGGAUGAAAUAUUGUACUGCAUAGCUUCUGGGAGGCAAUGUUCACAGCCUUAUAUUGAGUCAAACAUACACAUUGUUCCAAAUUAUUAUGCAAAUGACAUUUUUCACUGAUUUACUAAAUUGUCGCCAUCAAUGACUGAAUCAUUUUCAAGUCAUCAACAAUUUAAGUUCACAUCACGUCUUUGAAUGAAUGUUUCAAUGAUAACAGUAUUCUUAAAGAGCAAUCUUUUUUCAAAUUAUUACAGAACUUAGAGGAACUCUUCUGCACAAUAAAUUGGAACAGUGCAUUUUAAUGCAUUUACAUCUUCACAGAUUCCUCUAAUAAAAAUAUCUAUACAUUUUCAAUACAAAUAGUUGAUUAGAUUUUUAUUCUACUAAUUGUAUGUUUUUAAAACUAAUUGCAAGUAUACAUUUCCACAGAGUGAGAAUAUCAGUUUAUAUGAAAACUAUAUAUUUCCACAGUGAACUGAUCUGGAGCAAAUUACCAAACUGUGAAUCGCAUUUACUGUACUUAAUGACAAAUCAUAUUCAAUAAAUAUAUUGGUUUAUUUUCCAUCUAAAUGUUCUUUUUUUCAGUAUUCGUAACAUAGCACAGACUCAGUA
Messenger RNA from Engraulis encrasicolus (European anchovy), 6005 nucleotides. It is a transcript of the gene klf3, whose product is annotated as Kruppel like factor 3 (basic). The transcript has 7 exons. Gene Ontology annotation, biological process: regulation of transcription by RNA polymerase II. Bases 1566 to 2594 code for a protein of 342 amino acids. Gene Ontology annotation, molecular function: RNA polymerase II cis-regulatory region sequence-specific DNA binding; DNA-binding transcription factor activity, RNA polymerase II-specific. The record is from RefSeq and is a predicted model, not a curated record. NCBI's taxonomy places the organism in Eukaryota, Metazoa, Chordata, Actinopteri, Clupeiformes, Engraulidae.